Adineta ricciae is the source of this 1386-nucleotide messenger RNA. The record is from the annotation of a GenBank genome assembly. Lineage: Eukaryota; Metazoa; Rotifera; Eurotatoria; Adinetida; Adinetidae.
AUGACGGAUACCACUGUUUCAACAACUAAUCCGAAAACAAUUUCAUCAACAGAAGAAACUGUUGCCAAUGGAGGUGUCGUAACAACAACCACAAAAAGUAAAACGAUCAAUCCGGAUCAUUCAGUCACAACAACAACCACAAUAAAUAAAACUGAUCAAGCAAAUGGGGAAAAGAUCACGACCACUUUAUCCCAAACAACUUCGUCAUCGUCGUCAUCGGAUCCUGACCUUGAAAAGAAAAUUAUUCGACAAAUUGAAUACUACCUCGGUGAUGUCAACAUGGUCAAAGAUAAAUUUCUCAAAGGCGAAGUAGCCAAAGAUAAUGGUUGGAUUCCAUUAUCAGUCUUAACAACAUUCAAGCGCCUCCAAUCGUUAACAACUGACUUCGGUGCCAUAACGAAUGCAUUAAAGAAAUCAGUAUCUGGGCUUUUACAAAUCGAUGAAGCUGGAAAUAAAAUUCGUCGUCAUCCAGAUCGAACAUUACCAAAUAGCCAAGCUGAAUUCGAAUUAUCAUUACGUAGUCGUACGGUAUAUGUCAAAGGCUUCCCGAAAACCGCCGAUGUUACAAUAGAAAAACUUUUGAUAUUCUUUGAACAAUUUGGUUCGAUCGAAAGUGUUCAAAUGAAAAGACAAUUCAAAUCGAAAGAUUUCGGUGGUGCUGCAUUUGUUGUUUUCUCCAAUGAAGAAAAAGCUCGAGAAUUCGUUGACAAAUGUAAAGAAACGCCAAUCAAAUAUGAAGAUGGUUCAGAAUUAGAAUGUUCGUUACAAGAUGAUCACUAUAAAAAGAAAGCAUUGGAAGUAGCCACUGGAAAGAAGUCUCCGGAUGAUGAUAAACAAGCACGAAAAGAGAAACGAAAAGAAGAAUUAGAAAAGAAGACGAAUGAACAUCUAGAAAAAUUAAAUAACGAAAAUUUGCCCGGUGCUUUGAUUCAUCUUGCUGGUAUGGCUGCCACCGCCACACGAGAACUCAUUAAAGAAAAAUUCAAUCCAUUUACUAAAACACCUUGGAUUGAUUUCAACAAGGGCGAUGCUGAGGCUUGGGUUCGAUUAAAUGAAGCAAACACAGCGAAGGAUGUUUUGCAAAAAGUAUUAGCAGCUGCUCAAGGCAAACUGGUCAUUGCAGAUAAGGAAGUCAUAAGUCGAGUAGUAGAAGGUGACGAAGAAACUCAAUUCUGGAAAGAAGCGAAUGCAAAACGUGCUGCAGAACGAACGAAAAAAGGAGAUCGAUUUGGUGGAAAUAAACGCGGAGGUUUCGGCAAACGAAAUCGUCGAGGUGGACAAAAACGGAAACGUAAUCAAAAUGAUGAUGAUGAUGAUGAUCAAUCGAACGAUGAUCAAGAUCAAUCAACAACAUCGAAAAAAGCAAAAGGAACAACAGCUGAUUAG